Gamsiella multidivaricata is the source of this 1266-nucleotide messenger RNA. RefSeq lists its product as uncharacterized. The record is from RefSeq and is a predicted model, not a curated record. NCBI's taxonomy places the organism in Eukaryota, Fungi, Mortierellomycota, Mortierellomycetes, Mortierellales, Mortierellaceae. The coding region runs from base 1 to 1266 and encodes 421 amino acids. The transcript is spliced from 2 exons.
AUGCCGAAGCGGACAGGAAUCGUCGUUGGAAUUGACUUUGGAAACACAUGUACUGGAGUGUCCUACGCACACCAGAACGACGGUGAGAUGAUUGAUGUAGUGAAAUGGCCAAAACAUCUGAACGCGUAUGCCAAAGUACCGACGGUCAGUUUAUACAAGACGAACGACGACAAGGCUUUCGUUAGUUGGGGGUCCUCCGCACUCUCAAGCUAUAAGCGAUGCAGAGCCAAUCAUGUCCUCAUGCGCGACUACAAGCUGCAACUCUUUGAUCAAGGCGCGUGUGGUCGUCUAGAGCAUGGUUUACAUCUGACUGAUGUCUUCACACAGUAUAUCCGGAGCAUUCACCGCCAUGUUAUCGAGGAAGUCAACAAGAGCCAGGUUCUUUCAGCUGAAUCAGUCCCAAUGCACUACUGCAUCACGAUCCCACAAGCAUGGACGUUGCCUACACGGGAGCUGGUCCUGAGGUGCUAUAUCGAAGCAGGAAUUAUCCUACAGACACCUGCAUCAAACUUGACCGUCAUCACAGAGGCAGAGGCUGCUGCAACCUUUUGCCGUGAGCACUGUGUAGAAUUCGAGUCUCUCAAGGACGGGGAUAUCUUUAUGAUCUGUGAUGCAGGCGGAUUAACAACACAUGUCACUGCAUUCCGUGUUGAUGACUCGCUCGGUGUGCGUCAAUUCGUGCGUCUUUCAAGUUCGCAUGCUGAGAAUUGUGGUUCGGUCAUGCUCGACCGGAAGUUCAAGGACCUUGUUUUACAGCGACUAGCAGGUUUUAAUUUAGAUGCCAAACCCCAGCGCCAGAAAGCGCUCGAAACGCUGCUUGAGAGUUUUGACGAGAUCAAGUUCCAAUUUGAUGCAAACUCCAAGGACGAGAUCAAGCAUAUUUUGGUGCCUAUGGGACUGGAUAUGAAUGAGCUGGACCCGCCACCGAGCUGGAUGGAGGAUGAGUACAUGUCUUUGAGCGGAGAGAUACUGUGCAGAGAUGUUUUUGACCCAGUGAUUGAAAGGAUCGAGGAGCUGGUUCAGGAACAGUCUAAAGUGCAUGCUGUCUGCGUCUGUCUAUUCCUCGUGGGCGGUUUCGGAGCCAACAAGUACUUGUACCGUAAACUGUGCCAGUCGAGCAUGGUUUCUGACGGGGUUCAAUCCAAUGCUGGCGGAGGGCUGAUAAAGAAAGUGGUGAUGGUCCAAAAAGCAGAGCUGGCUGUAGCACGCGGCGCGGUGAUCUAUGGCCUCAAGAGCGCAGCCCAGCAGGCCAAGGCGUUCUUAUGA